AUGGCUUCCGAUGGUGCUUCAUGGGAUGGAGAGGAUGUUGGGGCGCCGGGUGAUCAAGUUCAGCAUAGCGAGGAACAAGUUGAUAACUAUGCUCAAGACUCUCUCGCCUCUGGUGAUGCUGAUGCAGCAGAUAAUGGUACCGAAGAUGAUGGGGGAGAAUAUGAUCCAGAGUCAGUCACUAUUGGCACACCUGCGCCGAUUGCUGAACAAGCUACGUCCACUACUCCUCAACGCCAACCGGCUAAGCCUAAGAUGUCAGGAGGUUUCAUAGUUGAAGCUUCUGAUGAUGAGGACGAGGAUCAAGAUGAAGCUGAGCAGCCUGCCAAUGCUGCUACCCCGUCGGAAUCAGCGCCAUCUCAAAGCCACCCUGGCCCUUCCACUGCGUCUGAUGAACACAUUGUCCCAGUUCCAAAUCAUGCAUCUGUCCCUCCUCCUGCUGUCCCCUCCAAUGUGACUCCAGCCAUGCCUGGUCUCGAUCCUAUUGCUUUUCUUGAAGCCCGUAUCAAAGAGGAUCCCCGUGGGGACAUGGAUGCUUGGCUUAAUUUGAUCGCCGACCACAGACGCUCCAGCCGACUCGACCAGGCUCGAAGUACCUACAAUCGUUUUGUGGAGACUUUCCCCCAAGCUGCUGAUGUCUGGGUUGAAUGGAUCGAGAUGGAGCUCGGACUCGACAAUUUUGUUGAUGCCGAGCAGCUUUUUGGCAGAUGCCUUAUGACAGUUCCUAAUGUUAAGCUUUGGACAGUUUAUCUUAACUACAUUCGCCGUCGCAAUGAUCUCAACAACGACCCAGCAGGUCAGGCUCGUCGAACUGUCACUCAGUCUUACGAAUUUGUCAUCGACAACAUUGGCGUUGACCGAGAUUCUGGCAAUAUCUGGCAAGAUUAUGUUCAGUUCGUCAAGAAUGCUCCAGGCCAGAUUGGCGGAACAGGGUGGCAGGAUCAGCAGAAGAUGGACCAGCUCCGCAAGGUUUACCAACGUGCUAUUGCUGUCCCCAUGUUGACCGUCAACAGCAUAUGGAAGGAGUACGACCAAUUUGAGAUGGGACUCAACAAGAUGACUGGUCGCAAAUUCAUCCAAGAACGCUCGCCAGGCUACAUGUCAGCGAAGAGCGCCAACAUUGCUCUAGACAACAUCACCAGACAUCUUAGACGCACGAACCUCCCAAGACUCCCACCGGCACCAGGUUUUAAUGGUGACCAGGAAUUCAGAGAUCAGGUGGAAAUGUGGAAGAAAUGGAUUGCCUGGGAGAAGGAGGACCCACUGGUGUUGAGGACUGACGAGCCUAAAACAUACAAUCAGAGGGUACUUUAUGUCUACAAGCAAGCGUUAAUGGCACUGCGUUUUUGGCCCGAGAUUUGGGUCGAUGCUGCAGAAUGGUGCUUCCAAAACGACAUUCGCGAGAACGAUAAAGAGAUGGGUACGGAAUUGCUACUUGAGGGCAUCCGAGCGAACCGCGAAAGUGUGUUGCUUGCUUUGAAGCAUGCAGACCAUAUUGAGGUCAAUUAUCCUGGGAAGGAGGUUGACAAGGUGGAGUUUGCCCAAGCUGUUCGCAAACCCUACGAUGAUGUUCUUGAGACGUUGUACGAGUUGGGCGACAAAGUCAAGGAGCGGGAAAAGUUGGAGGUCUCCACACUCAAGCAGGCCGCGGCACAAGACCCUGUCCAAGCUUCCAUUGAGCAGAACGAUGACGAUGACGAGGAAGAAAGCAAACCCAAGCGAUCACCCAUCGAAGAGCGCAUCCUCGCAAUCCAGAGAGGAUACUCCACUGAGACACAACUCUUGUCGCGCACGAUUUCCUACGUUUGGAUUGCCCUUGCAAGAGCUAUACGCCGCAUUCAAGGUAAAGGCAACCAGUCAGAGGGUGGCUUGCGCAAGGUCUUUACCGAUGCACGCCAGAAAGGACGGCUCACAAGUGAUGUCUACGUCGCUGUGGCUCUGCUUGAGUCUGUUGUCUAUAAGGACCCAGUUGGUGCCAAGAUCUUUGAAAGAGGCGCGCGUUUGUUCCCAAACGAUGAGGUUUUCAUGAUAGAGUACUUGAAAUAUCUCCACUCCAAAGAUGACACAACUAAUGCACGAGUCGUCUUCGAGACCUGUGUCAAUCGAUUGAUUUCUAACCCAGAAACACUGGCAAAGGCCAAGCCCCUUUACGCCUAUUUUCACAAGUACGAAUCGCAGUAUGGCGAGUUGUCACAGAUUUCUAAACUAGAGGAGCGAAUGGCAGAACUCUUCCCGGAGGACCCCAAGCUCAACUCUUUUGUGGCCCGAUUCUCUUCUGAUAAGUUUGAUCCAAUUGCUUCUCCAAUCAUCAUCUCAAAGGCAGUGCAGAUGCGACCAAGGCAAGCCAUGCCUAUGAUGAUGGAGCAACAGCAGCAACAACAACAGCAGCAGCAACAGCCUCUCUCGUUGCGAAACAGUCCUAUGCCAUCUCGACAAGAACAGAGUCCUCGUCCGCAGUAUGUCAGGGCCACUGCUUCACCCAAGCGACCUCUUGCCGUUGACGAUGAGGAGCUCAACCCCCCCAAGCGACUUGCUAGAGGCGUGUCGCCGCUUAAGGGUGCCGCGGGUCGCCGCCUUGAUCAGCAACGCCGUAACCAAGCAUCGGCGUUACAUAGAGACAUCACCUUUCUGCUCAACAUCCUCCCGCCUUCUCAAAGUUUCGAUGCCCAGCGUCUGAACCCCACAGCUAUGGUGUCCAUUCUUCGAGAUACCCAACUCCCUGACUAUGCCACACUGAAAGCUACUGGUGGUGGCCAGCCGCGCUUUGGCAAUCCUUCCCACACAAGGCAAACUUCGGGUGAGUUCGGCAACCGACCGUUAAGCCCAUACGGAAGAGUGGCCUCGGCAGCAGGCGGGUAUAGGAAUUCGCCGCUGCGGCCAGAGACUAACAAUCCCUAUCAAGCAAACUCCUAUCCCCAACCUGAUGCAGGUGGUCAAACAGCCGCAUGGCCGCCGGCACCUGGUGGAUAUGGCGCACCAGCGCCUGGCCAGUAUGGAGGAUACCGAUUCUAA
Fusarium sp. VM40 is the source of this 3009-nucleotide messenger RNA. NCBI's taxonomy places the organism in Eukaryota, Fungi, Ascomycota, Sordariomycetes, Hypocreales, Nectriaceae. The record is from the annotation of a GenBank genome assembly.